Phoenix dactylifera (date palm) is the source of this 848-nucleotide messenger RNA. The record is from RefSeq and is a predicted model, not a curated record. NCBI's taxonomy places the organism in Eukaryota, Viridiplantae, Streptophyta, Magnoliopsida, Arecales, Arecaceae.
CAACAAUGAUUAUUCGGACCAGAACUCUCCAUCUGCUGCCGAUAAGCCAGUCGUCUCCUCCUCUUCAUCCCCUGUUCCUCUCCUUCGAAGAGAUAGAAAUUAGGGUUUCCAAGAUCUAGGGUUUCUCCAAUCUCUCCACCCAUGUCGAACUUCAGCGGCGACGAGACCGCCCCCUUCUUUGGCUUCCUUGGAGCCGCGGCAGCGCUCGUCUUCUCCUGCAUGGGAGCGGCGUACGGGACGGCGAAGAGUGGAGUCGGGGUGGCGUCGAUGGGCGUGAUGCGGCCGGAGCUCGUGAUGAAGUCGAUCGUGCCCGUGGUCAUGGCUGGAGUGCUCGGGAUCUACGGGUUGAUCAUAGCUGUGAUCAUAAGCACGGGGAUUAACCCCAAGGCCAAGUCUUACUACCUAUUCGAUGGAUAUGCGCACCUCUCGUCCGGGCUCGCUUGUGGCCUUGCUGGCCUCUCUGCAGGCAUGGCGAUCGGGAUUGUUGGUGAUGCAGGAGUCAGGGCCAACGCACAGCAGCCAAAGCUAUUUGUCGGCAUGAUUCUCAUUCUCAUUUUUGCGGAAGCUCUUGCCCUCUAUGGUCUCAUUGUCGGCAUCAUCCUUUCAUCUCGGGCUGGUCAAUCCCGUGCAGACUAAGAACACGUGCAGCUGGCCAUGUGCUCUCUGCUCUUCUUAUUUUCAUAUAGGACAUGAUUAAAGCUUUCUAAUUAUUUGUCAUUAUACUGCGAUUUAUUUAAGGACUUUGUUAUGAUUGGGGCCUCAAUUGUUUAACUUGUCUGCAGUCUUUUCUAUAAGGUGACGUUUUUUAUCUGCUUGUAAUGCAAGCUAAUGACAUUUUUCCGCACUUA